UCUUGUAUCGGAAAUCUAGAAUUUUCUUUUUUCCGUGGUAAUUCUGAUCUCCGUUUUUCCUCGAGUCGUCUCUCUCGUCUCUUACCCUCAGUGGAAAAUGAAUCCAGUUCUUCCAUAGAGGCAUCUCUGAAUAUGCCGUUUCGCGGCUUCCCUAUUCCCUUCUAUUUCCUUCGCGUCUUCUCUUCCUCCUCUCUCCACUGAACCGUACAGCUAUCUAUUUGGUUCCAUUUCUUCUGGAUUCAAUUGUUCAUUUUUGAUAUCGAUUCUUCUUUAUUCCCCCGUUUUGCCUGGUUAUUUUUCACGAUUUGCAUUUUUGGAUGACGCUUUGGUUGAGAAAGAUAAUUUUCCUGUUUUGAUCUGAGUUAUUCAUUCUUUUAGUUUGUUUAAUUCGUUGCACGAUCAUGGGAUCCUACAGAAGAGGGAAGCUUGGGUUUGAUGCUAUUCGUAGUUUCUCUUCAAGGAUUAUGCCCAAAACCCAAACUCCACAGCGCUGUGCUGGAUUUUGCCAAUCUGAAUACUUGACUCCUGCACGGAAAGGGGCUAACAGUUAUGGGUUUUCGUCUUAUUCUCUUGUAUCUCAUAGAUUAGGCUUACCAGGUGGAGUCAAUAGGAACUUGUCUAAUCCGUUUCUCGCCGGGGGCAGGAGAUUUUACUACGUGGAUCGGCACAAUGUGCAACAUUUCAAGCCCCGAGGACCUAGUCGCUGGUUUCAGGAUCCAAGAAAUGUCUUUAUUGUUGUGAUGGUUGGUUCAGGGCUUUUUAUAACUGUAUACUUUGGGAAUUUGGAAACCGUUCCUUAUACUAAGAGGACUCAUUUCAUUCUUAUGUCCAAAUCUUUGGAGAGGAGGCUUGGGGAGUCCCAGUUUGAGCAAAUGAAAGCAUCGUUUAAAGGCAAAAUAUUGCCUGCUAUACACCCAGAAAGCAUACGGGUAAGGAUGAUAGCUAAGGAAAUAAUUGAUGCAUUGCAGAGAGGUUUGAGGAAAGAGCAGGUUUGGAGUGAUUUGGGUUAUGCAUCAGAGCACACCACGGCUCAUGAAGCUAAUGUGCGUGGGACAUUGAAUGCAUUGUCAGAGACGGAAGGAGGGUUUGAAGGAAAAUGGUCCCGCGAGGAUGAGAUUCUUGAUGACAAGUGGAUUGAGCAGAGCAGAAAAAAGGGUGAGAAACGAGGUUCACAGGCUGCUACCUCGCAUUUGGAUGGAUUAAAUUGGGAGGUUUUAGUGGUGAAUGAACCUGUUGUUAAUGCUUUUUGCCUACCCGGGGGGAAGAUUGUUGUGUUUACUGGUCUACUUGAGCAUUUUAGAAGUGACGCGGAGAUAGCAACUAUUCUGGCACACGAGGUUGGCCAUGCUGUGGCUCGACACAGUGCUGAAGGGAUCACAAAAAAUCUGUGGGUUGCGAUUCUGCAAUUGAUACUCUAUCAAUUUGUCAUGCCUGAUGUUGUCAACACAAUGUCAGCUCUUUUCUUAAGGCUGCCUUUUUCAAGGAGGAUGGAAAUGGAAGCUGACUACAUUGGGUUGCUAUUAGUUGCUUCAGCCGGAUAUGAUCCCCGGGUGGCACCCACAGUCUAUGAGAAGUUGGGGAAAGUUACUGGGGAUUCAGCACUUAGAGAUUACCUCUCUACUCACCCAUCUGGAAAAAAGAGGGCACAAUUGCUGGCUCAAGCUCAGGUCAUGGAGGAAGCUCUAACUAUAUACAAGAAUGAAAGAGCAGGUCGUGGGGUUGAGGGUUUUUUAUAGGAAAGCACUUUCAUCAGUUGCUAGUACUAACUAGAGCGUAUAAUUGGAGGCUAGUCUUUUUUUCACCUGUUCUGCCAUUUUCUGUUCAGUGAUAGUUUCGUUUAAUCUGAAGAUUAACUUCUUCCAAUUGUCCAUUUCCAUAAUAAAUUGCAUGCCCAAGCAGGAGAACCAACUCAUUCAAAUAUUCCAUUCAGUGUCACAAUGUGAAACUUGAUAUCUCAUGUUAACAAGUCUCCAUUAAUCACUCCCCAUGGAAAGCCGCUGUCCCCACAGAGCUGUGCUUUAAGCCCCACAUUGAAUAGCAUGUGAUAUUCAAUGGAAUAUUUAAGUGGGUUUGUUUUUUCACCUCAAAGCUAGUUUUUGGGAUAGGGUUGCUCAUCUCGCAUAAGUACCCAUUAGUAUUUGUCAACCACAUCACCCCCUACUUUCACUUUGCUCAAUCUCCCAAAAGCAUACAGAGGAGAGCUAGAGAAGUAACAGGCGUGAAGGGAUGCAUCUUGGCCAUGAAACCUCGUGUUUCUUUGAACAUUGAGGUGUAUUCAACUUGUGAAUAUGAAUCAUGCAGACAUGUACUAGUGAUGCUUUCCUCCUUGGCUUUGCCGAUGGGAAAAGUUCCAUUAUAACCUGUAGUUAUCUGGCAUUCCCAGUUUCAAGUAUUUUUGUUCUGAUAUUCCUUAGCAAGGGUUUAUUAUUUAUUCCUCAUAGUUGUUAUUGCU
Molecule: messenger RNA, 2452 nt
Organism: Prosopis cineraria
Lineage: Eukaryota; Viridiplantae; Streptophyta; Magnoliopsida; Fabales; Fabaceae
Product: mitochondrial metalloendopeptidase OMA1
Exons: 3
Coding region: 402-1736 (444 amino acids)
Cellular component (GO): membrane
Molecular function (GO): metalloendopeptidase activity
Source: RefSeq, a predicted model, not a curated record